CAUAUGCGUGAGAAACCAGCUGGGGGCAGCCAUGUACUCUGCAUAGCUUGUGGAGCUGCCUGUUGUGCUAAAAGAGGACAGACGCUCAGGCGCUAGGGUAGGAGGCUCGGGUCUGAGCGUCAACAGAGAACUUACACUGUUGCAGUUAACCUUCACAGACAGCACCUUGUUGACACUCGGCUCUGUGGGAUCUGGGAAGACGUUACCCACGAUAAUCUACAUCCUUCAGGGUCCACCAUCUGAAAUCAGAAUGGACGCUCAUGGUGACAAAACACACACCUGUGGGACAAUAUGUCUGAAGUAUCUGCUUCUUCUCUUUAACAUUCUUUUCUGGCUGGCAGGAGGGGCUGUACUGGCAGUGGGAGUGUGGACCCUGGUGGAAAAGAGCGACUACAUCAGUUUGCUGAACUCCAGCUUCUACUCGGCCUCCGCUUACAUCCUGAUCGCUGCUGGAGUCCUUGUGAUAGUGACCGGGAUAAUCGGAUGCUGUGCCAUUAUGAAGGAGAUGAGGAGUCUGUUGAUUGUGUACCUGAGCUUGUUGCUCUUUAUUUUCCUGCUGGAAAUCAUUGCUGGGGUGCUGGCCUACAUUACCUACCAAGAGUGUUUCCCUUUCUGCUACCAGCUGGAUGAGGAGCUCAGGCAGAACCUAAAGGGGACCAUGCAGCAGAAAUACCAGCAGCCAGGGGAGGAGAGCGUCACGCAGGCUGUGGAUAAGCUUCAGCAGGAGUUUAAGUGCUGUGGCAGUCACAACUCCUCAGACUGGACAGAGAGUGUUUGGAUCCAGGUGAAUGAGCGGCUUGUUCCUGAUAGCUGCUGCAAAACUCCCACUGAGCUCUGCGGACGCAGGGACCAUCCCUCCAACAUCUACAAGGUGGAGGGUGGCUGCAUUAUGAAAUUAGAGGAGUUCAUUCUGAGUCAGUUGUAUAUUCUUGGUUCAGUGGGCAUUGGGAUUGCAUUUCUACAGCUUGUGGGGAUGAUGUUUACUUGCUGCCUUUAUCGAAAUUUGAAGGAAGAUCCGUACUGAUUAUUGACUUUCUUUUAUAUGACAAGUCACAUCAUGAAUUGUAAACUGUUUCCAAUUCUGUACGUGGUGAAGUUGCCAAUUCAAAUCAUGACAUGAUGAAUAAAAUUUAAGAAUACACACACUACAGAUGCUAUGAUGCUGCUGGGCAGCACUGUUCAGCACUGUUUCUGCAAAAUGCAGUUGCAUGCUGUAUCUUCCCUGUUAAGAUAGUGAUGUGUAGAUGAAGUUGUAACCAAACAACACAUUUGAAAGAGCAGCGAAAUAUGAGCAUGCUGUGCCUGCAUUUGCAGCCAGUGUUGGUCUUGUUGUUUAUCUACUUUUUAUGUAAUAAACAGUGUUUACCAAAGUUAUGAUUUAAAAACGAAUAUAAGAAUAUUUUUGUUUGUUGAAAUACAAAUAAAAUGCUUGCCAUUUAUGUGAUGUGACAGUGAAUCUGUCACAUCACAUUGUAUUCUCCGCUGCCUUCGACUGUGAACUUUUAU
This is a messenger RNA of Chelmon rostratus (copperband butterflyfish), 1506 nucleotides long. It is a transcript of the gene cd151, whose product is annotated as CD151 molecule. The record is from RefSeq and is a predicted model, not a curated record. The transcript has 9 exons. The coding region runs from base 251 to 1024 and encodes 257 amino acids. Lineage: Eukaryota; Metazoa; Chordata; Actinopteri; Chaetodontiformes; Chaetodontidae. Gene Ontology annotation, cellular component: membrane.